This is a messenger RNA of Telopea speciosissima, 2166 nucleotides long. RefSeq names its product probable methyltransferase PMT23. The transcript is spliced from 8 exons. Gene Ontology annotation, cellular component: trans-Golgi network; endosome; cytoplasm. Lineage: Eukaryota; Viridiplantae; Streptophyta; Magnoliopsida; Proteales; Proteaceae. Gene Ontology annotation, molecular function: methyltransferase activity. The coding region runs from base 115 to 1998 and encodes 627 amino acids. The record is from RefSeq and is a predicted model, not a curated record.
UCAAUUUCUUCGUCCAUGCUUGAUCUUGAUCUCUUUGUAUGUUUCCUGCUCUUCCUUUCUGUAUUUUGAGAAGCCUCUGUGAACGACUCGAUCUUUCUUUAAAGAAGGCCAAUAAUGGAACCAUCGUUACAGAGUCUCAUAAAGGAGAGGAAAUACCCAUUUCUCUUCGCUUCCUUUGUUCUGCUGUUCUGCUUCUCUGUUCUUUUUCUCACUAACAACCGUUAUACUCACCUACCCGUCACUGAUCUCCAGAAUUCUCGUGCGAUCGCUUCGCGUGCCAAUAAUGCUUCGAACCCAUUUCCUCGAAUUCCUCCUCUUACUGCUCCUCCUCCUCCUGCUCCGCCUCUUCCCCAAAGCCCUAACAGGAAAGAGAAAGCGCGAGUGGAGCUAAUAGUUUCUUCUCCUCCUGAUCAGAUUUCCAAUGGCGGUGGAGGAUUGAAUUUAAUGACUUGGGAUCUUUGUAAGGGUCCGGUGGCUGUUGAUUACAUACCCUGUCUUGAUAACAUGAAGGCGAUAAAGGCAUUGAAGUCGAGACGGCACAUGGAGCACAGGCAACGCCUUUGCCCGAAUCCUAGCCCCCAGUGUUUGGUUCCUCUUCCUCAGGGUUAUAAAAUACCCGUUCCGUGGCCGAAGAGUAAGGACACGAUUUGGUUUGAUAACGUCCCUCAUCCUAAACUUGUUGAAUACAAGAAGGAACAAAACUGGGUGCGUAAGUCUGGUGAUUACUUUGUUUUUCCUGGAGGUGGUACUCAAUUUAAAGGAGGAGUGAAGAGCUAUAUUAAGUUCAUAGACAAGACUCUACCAAGUAUUGGGUGGGGAAAACAAACAAGGGUUAUCCUAGAUGUUGGUUGUGGUGUUGCUAGCUUUGGUGGCUACCUGUUUGAGAAAGAUGUUCUCACCAUGUCAUUUGCCCCAAAAGAUGAGCACGAAGCUCAGAUACAGUUUGCUUUAGAGCGGGGUAUUCCUGCUUUUCUUUCUGUCAUUGGGACGCAGAGGUUGACUCUCCCAGAUAAUGUGUAUGAUUUGAUUCACUGUGCACGAUGCAGGGUCCACUGGGAUGGAGAUGGUGGGAAGCCACUAAUGGAGCUCAACAGAAUUCUUAGGCCUGGGGGAUUUUUUAUAUGGUCUGCGACACCAGUUUAUCGGGAUGACCCAAAGCACCUGGGUGUCUGGAAUUCUAUGGUAGCUUUGACAGAAUCCAUCUGCUGGAAGAUGGUAGCAAAGACUGUAGACCCAGUUGGACUUCGAAUUGGGCUUGUCAUAUAUCAGAAGCCUAUCUCAAAUACUUGUUAUGAGGAACGCAAAGAAAAUAAUCCUCCCUUGUGUGAUCAGAAGGAUAUGCAAAACACUUCAUGGUAUGUACCCCUUCGUAGAUGUCUUCCCCCUCUUCCACAAGGGGACUCAGGUAAGUGGCCUACAACCUGGCCUGAAAGGCUUGGUAGUAAACCUCCAAGUUUAUCAAGGGAACCAAGAGCUGAAAAUUUUUUUGAGGACACAAAACACUGGUCCACACUUGUAUCAGAUGUUUAUUUGGAUGGCCUAGCAAUCAACUGGUCAAGCAUACGGAAUGUAAUGGAUAUGAAUGCUGGCUAUGGAGGAUUCGCUGCAGCACUUAUUGACCAACCUCUUUGGGUAAUGAAUGUAGUACCCAUCAAUGGGGCAGAUACUCUUGCUGUAAUUUUUGACAGAGGGCUGAUUGGAAUUUAUCAUGAUUGGUGUGAGGCUUUUAAUACAUAUCCUCGAACUUAUGAUCUCCUGCACUCCAGUUACUUAUUUGGUAACCUAACUCAGAGGUGUGACAUUGUAGUCGUGGCAGCAGAGAUGGAUCGGAUAUUGAGACCAGGUGGAUGGAUUUUAGUGCAAGAAAACAUGGAAAUGAUUGACAAGCUGAAUCCCAUUUUUCAGUCGCUGCACUGGGAGACUGCCAUACAUAAGGAUCAAUUCCUUGUUGGUAGAAAAGGUUUUUGGCGUCCCACGGUUAGCGGAGCCAAAACAUGAGUGGAGGUGCCUAUUUUUCCCCCUUGUACAAUCUUGCACUUGGUCUCUAUUCUUUUAUUAAUGUUAGAAACUGUUAGUUGUUACUCUCUAUUCUUUUAUUAAUUUUAGAAACAAUUAGUUGGCCUAGUUUAUGUAGCUCCGUGAUUUCAAUUUCAUUAUUUUGCUUGU